ACAAGAGUAUAUAAGAAGAAGAAGUGAGUGCAGGGUUUUGUUGCACUACUUGUCCGAAACAUUCUGUUCUCUCUUCUCCUUUCUCCAAGCUAAGGUUUCUUGGAUGCUGCGUAUAUCUCUGUCUUUGAUGCUCUUCUCCAAGGUUCGCAGCGUGUGGAACCACCCUUCACGCGCCAUCACCCUCUUCCUCUUCCUUCGCUUCCUCCAAAACCGUUUGGUACUUCCGCAACACUGAACCAUCUCAGUUUCAAACAAGGAAAUUAAAAUAAAAAGCUUCAAAAUAAGAAGAAGAAGAUCAUGACGAAGAAGAGUGCUUUUGAGAAGAUGCUGAUGCAAAAGAGGAGCUAUGACGAUGAUGAGGAUCAGCAGAAGAAGAGGAACAACAGCAGCAGCAGUAAGAGGUUGUUGGUGAGUAUCAACAUACUUGGGAGCGCAGGGCCAAUAAGGUUUGUCGUGAAUGAAAAGGACAGUGUUUGUGUGAUCAUUGAAACCGCUCUCAAGUCCUAUGCUCGUGAAGGCAGGCUUCCUCUUCUUGGUUUUGAUCCCACCAACUUCCUCCUUUACUCUGCAAAUUCAUGCUUUGAUGCUUUGAAUCCUUUGGAAGCCAUAGGAUCUUAUGGGGUGAGAAAUUUUGUGCUGUGCAAGAAGCAAGUUUGCUUAUCAAAGACACAACCACAUUCAGAGCUGAUAUCUCAGCAGAAACGCAAUGGUGGUAGUGGCUGGAAGGCAUGGUUCAACAAAUCAUUUGGUUGAAAAUCUCAUCCCAUUGAAGAGAUACAUCAUCCAUCCAUUUCAUGUUGAGUUGUUCCACAACAAUGAUGUCCUUUCCUAUGAUUGUAUUUUAUUAUCCAAUAAUGUGUUUGUUGCAGCGGUGUACUACUAUUAGUUAGGAGUGUGUUUGGUUUAGCGUUUAAAACAUGUCAGAUUAAAAAUAUAAUAAAUACUUAGUCACUUUGUUCAAGUUAUUU
Arachis stenosperma is the source of this 968-nucleotide messenger RNA. RefSeq lists its product as uncharacterized. The coding region runs from base 298 to 753 and encodes 151 amino acids. Lineage: Eukaryota; Viridiplantae; Streptophyta; Magnoliopsida; Fabales; Fabaceae. The transcript has 2 exons. The record is from RefSeq and is a predicted model, not a curated record.